Molecule: messenger RNA, 615 nt
Organism: Balaenoptera musculus (blue whale)
Lineage: Eukaryota; Metazoa; Chordata; Mammalia; Artiodactyla; Balaenopteridae
Gene: BTNL10
Product: butyrophilin like 10
Biological process (GO): regulation of cytokine production; T cell receptor signaling pathway
Cellular component (GO): external side of plasma membrane
Molecular function (GO): signaling receptor binding
Source: RefSeq, a predicted model, not a curated record
AUGGCGGGGGAAGAUGCGGAGCUACCAUGCUACCUGUCUCCCGACAUCAGUGCUGAGGACAUGGAGCUGCGGUGGUACACGGACCAGCCCACCAAAGCUGUGCAUGUGCAUAGGAAAGGGGAGGACGUGCAGCAAGAGCACUUGGAGCUGUAUCGGGGAAGGACAACCUUUGAGGACCAUAUGGCCCAGAGCCAAGCAGCUGUUAUAAUACAUAAUGUCACGACUUUUGAUAAUGGGACAUUCCACUGCCAGUUCAACAGCACCAUGUCUGAGGAGGCUAUGCUCUGGCUGAGGGUGGCAGGGCUGGGCAUGGAGCCCAUAAUUAGAGUGCAAGUUGACCAGGAUGAAGGUGUCUGGGCAGAGUGCACCUCGGCAGGCUGGUACCCAGAACCACAGGUGGAGUGGAGAGACUUCAGGGGACAUACCCUGCCUUCUGUGAUCAAUUGCUCAGCCUCACCAACGACUGGCCUCUGGACUGUGGUGUCCAACGUGACUCUCCAGGAUGGGGCUGUGAAGGGCCUCUCCUGCCCCAUCUUUAACCCUCUCCUCCUGGAGAGGAAGGUGGACAAGAUCGACCUGCCAGCUCCCCACACAGCGAUCCAGACCAUGGUGUAA